Messenger RNA from Ceratina calcarata, 7199 nucleotides. Its product is annotated as zinc finger protein 239. The record is from RefSeq and is a predicted model, not a curated record. The transcript has 2 exons. Gene Ontology annotation, molecular function: DNA-binding transcription repressor activity, RNA polymerase II-specific; RNA polymerase II cis-regulatory region sequence-specific DNA binding. The coding region runs from base 3005 to 5356 and encodes 783 amino acids. Gene Ontology annotation, cellular component: nucleoplasm. Gene Ontology annotation, biological process: regulation of transcription by RNA polymerase II. Lineage: Eukaryota; Metazoa; Arthropoda; Insecta; Hymenoptera; Apidae.
CAUCGACAAAGUCGAACGUGAUUCGAAGAUGGCGAUAGAAGGGUAGGGUUGAACGGAUGCUUCGCGAGGAAGCCUUCUUCUUGCUGCGGCAGCUGAUAUUUCGAGUCUCGCUGUGUCUGCCUGGGAAGUUCAAUGCGUUGCACAAACGUGUGUCACGUCGCGAUGAAACGAGAGCACGGGGUCUAUGUCUAUAGCGAGCCUCUCUAUGCAGACAGGAAUAUUCAUGAACAAACGCACGCACAAACUUAUGUGCUUGCGAAAGAUCGCAAGCUUGAUCUAAUUGUAAGCGAGAGACACGGGAAAUGGUUCGAGCUUAAGCAAUCGGUUUAAUUUAUUCCGUCCCGACCCGACAAGCGACAAGGUUUUCAAUUGUUUAGCUUUCUUGUUUCAAAGUACUAAUAAAAUUAAUCUUAACGUAAAUCAACUUAUGCAACUGGAAUUAACGUUGCGUAGAAUUAUUUAUCAUGGCGCUUAUUAUGGAAACGGUUUGCGAAAGAUUGGAAUUACGAAGAACACGAUCUCAUAGAUUCUUAAACUUUUUCAAUACUUAUUUCAAUUAAUAGAAGUGUUGUAUUUUUUUGCUUCACAUUUAUCUCGGACGAUUUCGUAUACAUCUCAUUGGAAUUAUUCAUUUACACUUUGUACUGUGCAAAAAGUUUCACAAAAUAAUAUUCUUCUCAUCACUCGAUAAUUGAUGACCGUAGUUAAGUUUACCGUACAAAUAAGCUACGAGAUCAUAAGUUCAAAACGAAUUACUAUUUAUUGUGAUUUCACGGUUUUUCAAUGUAUUGUUAUAGUAAAACAAUGGAAUUCUAUUGCCGAAAUUUAGUGAAGUUGCGUUUAUAAUAAUGAGUGUAUCGCAAUAUUCGUAAACGAAAGCGCAUGAAGUCCGCGAUAUUUUUAAAAAGGUGCAUCGUACAUUAAUCGAUUCAUUGACUGAUUGAUCGAGACGCUUGAUUUAAUUGAUAAAAUCACAAAUUCACUUCAAAUUACAAGAUAAUAACUUGAGUAGAUUAAAAGCGACGAAGAAAUACCAGCGGUAUUUCUCUUGGUUUCUUUCAGAUGGUGGUGGGUUCUUCAGUUUUCACGCUAACCAUGGGACAGAUUUAAAGGGGAAAGGCUGUAUGACUACUAACACGAUUUACUAAUCGAGACAGAAGUGACGUACAAAUGUCUCUGCGAUUAAUGAAAAAAAGAAAACGGAGUACUCUUGUUCGCGGAAAGUUAACGCGCGUGCAAUCUAGUCAAGACAGGAAGACUUACUUCUUAAACAGGAAAUUAUGACGAGUCGUCGAGAUAAGAAAAGAUUAUACGACGAACUCGAAACGUGCAAGCGCAAAUAUAUAGAAGCACGAUAAACGAAUUUCGCCAAAUCGAGAUUUUAUCUUCGCACUUACGACGAAGAGAAAAAAAGUAAACCUGAAGAUUCCGCAUCGGUGAUCGCGCCACGAAAAUAACGAUGAAACAUCGUUCCUAUUCAAUAGUAUUACCAAAGAAAUCGUUAAUCGUAGUUGUAUCACCGAGGAAAACAGUAACAAAUAAGAUUACAAUUAGGACUGAAAGAUAAAAAAAUAUAAAAAUCACACGAGAAAUUGUUGCGUCAAAUGCGUAAAUGAAAAAUGAAAUGCAUAAACAGUACGACUGGUGAACAGCUCGUGCGCGCAUGCUGCUAGAAGCAACAUCCUCUGAAAUCGUGAAGCAUAUCAAAUCGUCUGGUAACAUCGAUGCACCUUUGAUCGUAUCCUUUGAUAUUCAUUCAACAAACGACGAUCAUUUCGAUACAGAUAGAGAACAGUGCAAAAUCGUUGGAUAACGCCGCAUUGAAUAUGUAGUCAAGUAACACAUGGCAUGAAAAUGGUCUCCGGAAAAUUAUAAAGAAUCGAGAGUAAAGGGUUGGACGAAUGAAAAGGACAAAGAAAGAGAAUGUUAGGGCGGAGGGGUUAAAUUCGGACCGAUAUCGACCAAGCACAAAUUGCGCUUGCGUGGAAAAAGGCGCGCAAUCGCCGUCAAGGAAACAGAGCUACGGGGAAGAGGCAGUCAGUCGAUCGUCGCGACGACCAGCAUCGAGGAGUAACAACCCUGUCGUUUCUCCUACACGUCGCUCUUAUACAUAUACAUAUGUAUGGCCGGCGUAGUUAUUUCGCGAUUGACAUUCCUCCUGCAAACGUCGAUCGUUUUUUUCAACAAGAAGGGGAAACUCCGUGUAUUCACGCACAUAUACACGACCUAUAUGUUAAUUAAACUUCUCUUCUAAAUUCUUGACCGACGUUGAACUCACUUCCGACUUCCGUUCUUAGCUCGCUCGAUACUUCUCUCAGUCCGUACUUCCGAGACUCUCGGUGAUUCCAAUGCGCGCAACAACUAAGUGCGUGUUCUCAGAGAGCUAACACAUAAAGGAAAUUAUCGUUUUUAUACGUGAAUUGGAAUCGUAAGUAAGAAGGGGAAAAGUACGCGCCCGGCAGUUUCUUAGAGAUGAUCGUUCCUCCUUGUCAUUCUUCUUACUCUAUUCGCCGUUUAUAUUAUUCCUUGGAUUUCGAUAAAUAUUAGGAUUGGAACUGUAUUAAUUCGUAUUGAGGCGAACUAAAAAUUAAGAAUAUUUCGAGUCGGUAAUAUUAAUAAAUCGUGUAAGAGGCGCCGGAGUGAGUGAAUGAAAGAGGAAAGAAAACGCAAAUAUAGAGGGUAGAGUAGGAAGAAGGAGGGAGGGAGAGGGAAUAUUGAAACGAUAAGAGUACGAUAACCGAGUAGUUACUUCACGAACGUGCGCAUGUGCCUCUCUGCCUCUCCUGUUCCUAACGACAUUUACAAGAAAUAAACUCUGCGCUAAAGCUAGAAUCAAACCCAAAAAUGAGUGCAUUACACGAUUUUAAGACUGACUAAAUUUUAAAUGCUAAAAGUAAUAGAAUUUCUAAUUGACUCGCGUUUCGAUAAUUAAUGUAUCAGCAUCGAAGUCUCUUGAAAGUAAUCGAGAUAGAGGACAGGCGGUAUAGAAGAAAAUUCAUUAUAAAUGGCUACGAUCGAUAUGCAACAGACUAUUUCGAGUCAAGUGGCUGAAAACGACCAACUGCAGCAAGAGGAAGUUCAACUCACGGAAUUGUUGCCGGUGAAACAGUCACGAAUCAGAGAAAAUGGUGUUUAUAAAAAUUCAGACGCAACCGAUGCCUUGAAACUACUUCAGAGUUUCACCACCGAUAGUUGUAUCGAUCACGUCGAGCACGAACUUCGUUCACAAAAUUCGCCGUUUUGUAAAAGAAUCGGACAAACUGAACAAGGAAAACAGGAUAAUGAUAAACAGUGGCAGGGAGAUAAAGUGCGAAGGAGGAAAAUCCGUGUGUGCGAUAAAUAUAUGAUCGAUGGUAUCGAGAACGGUGAGAAAGACAAAACUGACAAUCAAAAGUCCACGAUUGAAACCAGAUUGAGGGAUAGAAGACGAAAGCGCGUGAUUACAAAAUCGAUAAACGAUAGUGAUUCAAAAUCACGAAAAGAGAAGGUCGCGACGGAUAAAAUUCAAAAACAUGAAAUUAUAUUUGUACAAGAUGAUAAAGGAGAUCUGUCAGAAUUUAACGAACAAGAAGAAUCGAAGACUUAUUUGGAUCUUGACAAAAACAGUCAUUUGAACGAUGAAAUUUAUAUAUCUGGUCGUGAAAUAGUAGAUGAUAGACAAAGACGACGGAUAAGCUCGGACGAUACUGGAAGAAUUUGUGAAAAUGAUUCUUCGAGGACUACCGACGGUGCGCUACUCGAACGAGUUGGGAUUUCUUCAGACAUGAAGAAAAAUACAAGAAUGUUGCUGGAGAAUUCAUUUAAUGAAUCAAAGAUAGACGUUCAAACGAUAUCACUGAAUUGUGUCAUUGAGAAUGAGAAUAAUAAUUCGAGUCGAUUUAGGGUUGAAGAGAAUUAUACGAACGAGUCAGAUACUAUUGAUAACGUGGCUCUCAUCGAAUCAUCGUUGUCAUCAUCAUCUUCGUCUUCAAAAAAGGAAAAUGUAAGUGACAGUGAAAACGGGCGGAAGGGUAUGGUGCUGAGACGUGCCGCGCGUGGUGCUGGAACAUCGUCGCAGAAGAAUGAGGAGAAGAAUUAUUGUUGCAUUCUAUGUGACGCACGAUUCAAAGGUAGCGCUGGUCUCCGUAAUCAUUACAAGAUAGCACACGAAACUGGACCGAGUUUCAAGUGCGACUAUUGCGGUAAAGAGUUCCCUUUGAAGGAACGAGUGAAGUUACACAUAAGAAUUCACACCGGAUUCAAGCCGCACAAAUGUGUGGACUGCGGAAAGUGUUUCGCUAGAGCAGGACAAUUAGUUUCACAUCGUUCCACUCACAGUCAAAUAAAGCCAUUUCGUUGCGAAUUAUGUCCCGGUAUGUUCACGUGUGCUGCGAAUUUGACGCUACACUUAAAACGGCACAAUGGUCAAAAGGACUACAAGUGCGAGCUUUGUGGUCGAGCGUUCGUUCGCCGAGAUGCACUCAAAAAACAUCUCGAUUGCCUCCACAGGGACGUGAAAUCGUACUUUUGCGCGAUCUGCAACAAGACAUUCAAGGGUCACUUACCUCAACACAUGAGAACGCACGCGCGCGACCGACCGCAUGGUUGCGCCACGUGUGGCCAACGAUUCGCACAAAAAUCACAACUGACCGUUCAUCAGAGAACGCAUUCGGGGCAGAGACCCUUCAGGUGUCUAGUAUGCUGGCAGGCGUUCGCCCAUUCAACGGCGCUUAAACUUCACACGCGAAGACACACCGGCGAAAGACCGUUCAAGUGCGCCGAAUGUAACGCAGGUUUUACGCAACUACCCCAUUGGAAGAAACACAUGAAGUGUAUACACGGAAGGGACGACCCGUACAACUGCAAAAGGUGUAACACUUUCUUUAAGAUGAAGAGCGAUCUCGAGAGCCACGAGAAGACUUGCCAAGCUGGAUCGGAAAGCAAACUCGGAACUUCGGAUAAUUGUAACAAGGACACGGUGCCCGUGAUAACGAUCUCGCCGGCCAUACAAUCGACGCCACAGGUGGUUCCCAAUGAGGUCGUUACCGAUAAAUCUUUGCCGCCAACUGCGAAGUACAAAGUAAUGACUGUUGCGAGGAUGAGACUGUUGCUCGCUGUGCUUCUCAAGAGGAUCAGCAAACAAGAACGACUCGACGAAUUGGGAUUCGGUAAACGAUUGAUCGAUAAUGUUCUCCACGAUUGCUUGAUAUCUGCCGGCAAAGAUCCUGUCCCGAGCAACGGUCUCUCGGAACACGAACGUCUUACCAAGAAUCUUGAGAUAUUUCUCAAGUGGACGGUACCCAAAGAACACUGGGAGAAGUUCCGCAAGUUAAACAAAACUCCCGAGGAUAUAUUAGAAACGCUUACUACUACGUAAAUGAACUUUAUUAAUUCAAUGCCAAUUAAAUCAAAUGAUAAUUGCCAUUACAUAUUUACCAAAGAGUAACAAGAAAUAAGUUAUCUUAAACCGCCAUGGAAAUUACAAUUUAACCCUGAAACAGAGGCUUUUUUUUUUAAUUAAUUGUUAAAGACUGCUUUGGAAAUGAACGAUCCUCGUAUAUAAAAAAUUUUUCUAUUAUUUUUCUACGUAAUUGGUAGGUAAAAAUAAGUAUAGACGAAUUGCAAAAAUAACUGUGAAGUGGUGAAGGAAAAACGUGCACUUGUGUAUAUGUGUGCGCUUGUAUGUCUGUGACCAUUUCAGUUAUUGUUUGUCGUACUAGUAGGUACAUAUAGAGGUGAGAGUAGGGAUGAUAGAGCCUUUAGUAAUUGUUUAUUAAAAUCACGAUGCACGGAUGGCUUUGUGUAUACUGCUAUAUAACGAUAUUGGUAUUUGCUAGUCGAAAGUGCAAACGGCAAUAUUUUUAAUAAUUAUCCAGUAACAAUAAUGACGGUUUCUCAUUUUAUACCAGUUCAUUCUCUUUAGAAUACAAAAUCAUAAUUAAGGAAUUGGCUAAAUUGAUAAGCUUAAAUCUUAGAUCGAAUGAACUUCGAAAUCCAUUCUAGAUCUUCUGUAUAUGAUAAAUUAAUUGCACGAGUGCCAUGCCGUUCGUAUGAACAAUUUAAGAACAUUUAGACGUUUACGUAAAAUUAUUUUGUGAUUUAUGUGUAACGAAUGAAUUCACGAGUUGAUCCUCGUUCAUCUGCCAAUGCUUAAUGAUAUCUGGUAUUAUUUUAACGUUUUUAAUGCGACGCGAUUUUCAUCAGGGUUGCCUAUGCCUUUUGCUUCUUGCCCUAGUUAAAUGUUAAUCAUUUUUUUACUUGUUUGUAUUAUUUGCUCGGAGGUACGUAUUCAUCGUGAUAUGUAUUUAUAAAAAAGAUACAUACGCGUAAAGGUGAUUAAGAAACUCAUGUAGUACAAACAAGUAACAUUUUCUUCUAGCCAAUGCAUAGUAUUCAUUGUAGGAAAAUAAAUAUUCACUUUGUAACCGAAGGAAAAGAGAAAACUUUCUGAUACAUACGCUACAUGUAAAUGUAUUCAAGUGCGACUUUACGAAAAUCAUUCAAAUAUCUUUUAUACUUGAAGAGGCUAAAAAAAUCAACAUACGUUUCAGUUUCAUUAACAUUUGCAGUUUCACCAUCCUUAUUAGUAUCACAAAAGUAUGUAUGAUAAAAAUACGUAACUUCAUCGAUUUUUCGUUCUUGCCAUUUUUACAUGAAAUGCAAUAUGCAACAUAUAGUAUAUCUAUUUGUAUUAUUGUUAUUAUUAUUAUCAUUAUUAUUAAAAUGCAAUAUGUGUAUAGUAUCGAGAAAAAUUAUUACACAUUUACAGUAAUAAUUAGUUUGAUUCUCUUUUGCUGUCCUUUUUAUCGCUUGAUAUAAAUAAGAUUAUUUUCUAAAUAUAAGAUAACAUAUGGAAUCAUGGUACGUUAUUAUAAAUCAAAGAUCAUAAUGCUAGUCAAAGACUGCAAAGAAUUACUGCAUUAAAAUUGUCGUGAUUUUGUCCACUAUACUGUACACAUUCACGUUUUCUAACGUGAAACUUCUUUGUCUAAGCCGCGUAUUAUCACGGGCCUUUUCUUGUGUUCAUUAUAUUGCGUAAUUAUUACUAGUGCAUAUUCAUUAAUUUCAAUACGUAACCCUGGAUAUCGAUGUUGAUACGUUAACUCGGUUAAUCGAUCGUAAACACUGUAGUUUGGAAAUGUGACAUCUUUUAGAUCGGUAUAAGUAAAUGUGAGCAGACAAUAAUGAUGAAGGUUGCAAAAUUAAUAUAAAUGAAGAAA